UCUCUCCUGUGGUUGAUGAACCAGCAGCAGUACGCGGAAGCAACGACAGCAACAGGAACAGUUGGAGUCGAAGACAUCCGACAUGCUCUUCUACAAGGUGUUGGGCCUGCUAACUUGGCAAAGCCUGACGGCAUGUAGCGCCUUCCAUAUACAUCUACCAUCGUCGCCCCGCGACACGCUGUUUUCCACCGCAACGCCGACGCAGCUGUCGAUGAGCACCAUCACCCCGCCAGGCCCGAGUACCGCUGCCUUGCCUGUUUUCACCGCGAGGACAGGAGAGGUUUUCGACUGGAACAAGCAGUGGUAUCCGCUGCUGGCGGCCGACCAUGUGGACCCAGGGAGGGCCCACCCUGUUCAGCUACUGGGCAAGAACCUGGUGGUGUGGCGGAACAAGGAGGGUCGCUGGUCGUGCUUCGAUGACCGCUGCCCUCACAGAGCGGCACCACUCACGGAGGGAAGGAUAGAGGACGACGGCUCUCUCCUCUGUGCGUACCACGCGUGGCGUUUCGACGCCGACGGCAAGUGCCUAAGCAUCCCUCAGAGCGACAGAGGAGGCAAGGACGAGGCUAACCCCAAGGCGUGCGCCAAGGUCUACCCCACACAGGUCGCUCAAGGCAUUAUCUGGGUGUGGGCCGAGAACGGGCCGGAUGCGGGUUUAGAGAGCGCCCUCACCCCGCCCCACCUCAUCCCCGAGCUGGAUGAUGAAGAGGGACUAGCGUCUGGCAGGGUUGUCCCACAGGGGGUCCAGCACACUGACCUGGCCUACGGGUGGGACACCAUGAUAGAGAACUUCGUGGAUCCAGCGCAUGUGCCGUCUGCCCACCAUGGGGUCGCUGGAGAUCGCUACAAGGACGUUCGGCCGAUAGACCUCGAGCCCGACGAGGAAUGGCCCGUCACGGCUACGAGCGGUUUUCGAUUCAAGUUUGAUGACGAAGUUGCGGGCACCCACAACAAGAUCACCUUCGUGCCGCCUUGCCUGGUUCUGGUGGAGAAUGCGGAUAAUUCCGGGACUCUGAAGCUGAUGCUGUACGGGAUUCCUACCAAGCCCGGGUGGUCUCGUCUGGUGGGCCGCCAGGCGUACGUGCACAAGUAUGCUCCCAAGUCUAAGGAGGCAAAGGCGCUCCACAAGAAGAACAAGCGGCUUGGCAAGAAGACAUCAGGGUUGUUGGUCGCCGCCAGGAUCACGUCCAAGUUUCCCCAAUGGCUCAUACACGCCACGUCCGGCCUGUUCUUGUACCAAGAUAUGGUGUUCCUUCAUCACCAGGAAAAGACACUGGCUUCGGUGGGGUACGAUGGUACCAGAAGUUCGAGCUAUGGCCGUGCUGUGUACACCCCAGCUCCCGCUGAUCGAGCCGUCAUGGCCGUGAGGAAGUGGAUCGCCACGCAUGGCUCCGGCGGGCCCGCGUGGGAUAAAGACUGCGACCCGACCCUUCCGGAACGUGAACAAAAUCGCGAAGUCCUGUUCGACUACUAUGAGGGCCACACGAAAACGUGCAGCACCUGCCUGCGUGCGUUGAAGAACGUCAACAGGUUGUUGGCAGCAAGCAAGACGGCUACCGUAGUCUUCUUCACCUGGGGGCUGCUACGAGGGGCGCGCGCUGUGAGCACGCCGGCGGCCGUCGGUUCGCGGUCUGCCGGUGUCAUCAAUGCCGUGACGGCUAGGGCCAUGCUUCCAGCGGUGGCUCUGAUGCUCGCAAGCCUGGGGGCUGUCAAGGCACUGGAGAAAUUUCGCAGCCUGUACUACACUUACUCCUUCCACCACCAAGACAAUCCUUGAGGUGAAAGCGACACCACGUCGCUCGGCCGGGAAGACGUGCGCCUAGCUGCACCCGCAUCGUCUUUUUGCCAGCUUCAGCACAGCCUUGGGCCAGCGUUGAAUUUGUUUCGAUAUGAUAUGCUCUAUCUGGAUACCAAAGGACGUGGUAGGUAGAGUAACAACGAAAUCACAUGUAAUCACAUGGGAAGAGAUGGAGAGAGUGAAGGAGGUAAAUAGCAAUCAGCCGGUACGAUUUUGUCUGAGCCAGCGAUCGUGGGGCAUGUGAAUCGUCGUGCCUUGUCAGCUUUGCUUCUACAAAAGUAUAGGGCGACGGUGUAAUGGAGCAACAAAGUGCAGAGCGUUGCAUCAGCGUUAGAUGAGCGUUGUAUGAGCGCUUCUUGGAUAGAAGCAUUUUGAUUUUUCGUUGGAUAUGGGUAGAUCUAUCUGUCGUCGUUGAGGGGUAUUGAAGUAGCUCAAAGGAGAAUCAAAAUCCCAGCCCCGCUCCCUCACUCUUUGAGUGGGCACCGAGAGGACCUGGUCUAAGGAGGCAAAAACAAGAGAUCGAAUAACAACUGGGAGUAUCCGAAGCUGGGAGCAACGGACCUGCUUUCCUUUGUUUUUCUCUGUUCCUCCAUAACAUGGUGGCGUCGUCGGCAGUUCUGCUGCAGUUGCCCCUGCUGCUUCUGCGGCUGCGGCUUCAGCUGCAGGGCUUCAGCUGCGGUGGGCUCCUGCUGCUGCGCUGUUGUUGCGGCUUCUGCUGCAGUGGCCCCAGCUGCUCAUCAUGCUUCAGUAGCCUCUGCUGCUGCUGCGGCUGCGGCUCCUACUGCCGUUGCCCCUGCUCCUGCGGCUGCCGCUCCGGAUAUUGCUGUUUCUACCGCCGCCGCUGCUGCUGCUGCUGCGAUGCCUGCCGCGUCUGCGGUGACCGCUGCUUCGAACGCCGUUGACGCCGAGGUUGCCUCGGUUGCUGCAGCUGAUGGUGCGGUUGCUGCUUAUUCGGCAACUGCCGUGACUAACGUGAGGCCCACUGAGGAGGGACGUCUUGCGACAAAAAGUCGCAGGAGUGCUUGAAGCGAGUGCAUAUCCAACAGUGACAGAUUGACCACUUAAAAGAGGCCGAGAAGGCACCGUAGGAACCACUCACGUCGUCCAGCUCGUCCCCCUCCUGCGAGGCUUCGUCUGGCUCGUCCUGCUCCUCAUCGUCUUCCGACUCAGGUAGUCAUCGUGACGAUUUUAAUUUAAGAUCGAUAGGCUCUUAGGUUUUGACUUCUACGCUCUAAUUAAGUUCAUCGACGCGGGUACGUUUAAAUUGGAGGAGUGUCUGCCUCCAGUUUGCCAUCGACGUCUCCUCCGAUCUCAAGCUGGCGCAGAAAGAACACGUGGGGAGACUGGCGACCGACAUUCUGCCAUCCAAGCUGCGUAGGCUGCUUGAGCGGCUUGUGGUCGCACUGCGUGAUAUGCAGGAGGGGGACCAAUUCACGCAUGUAGACAUUGCUGGACGUCCGGGGUCUGGUUCGGGGGGGUCGCCGCUCUCAGGCGGGGGCCUUCCAACAUUCGGGUGCUUCUGGGUGGGGCUCCACUUCUGCGCCCACCGGGUGCCUCCACUCCUCUCGCGCCCACGACCGUUCCCAGACACAGAACUACCACUCGCAGGAUGCUGGCCGUUCGACGGGAUACGACUCUCGCAGUCGCAUGGGCUGUCACAGGGAUGCCGGUCGAGGGAAGAGUGUUCAGUAUGGUAUAG
Ectocarpus sp. CCAP 1310/34 is the source of this 3497-nucleotide messenger RNA. Lineage: Eukaryota; Phaeophyceae; Ectocarpales; Ectocarpaceae. The record is from the annotation of a GenBank genome assembly.